Molecule: messenger RNA, 921 nt
Organism: Amorphotheca resinae ATCC 22711
Lineage: Eukaryota; Fungi; Ascomycota; Leotiomycetes; Helotiales; Amorphothecaceae
Exons: 1
Coding region: 1-921 (306 amino acids)
Source: RefSeq, a predicted model, not a curated record
AUGGCAAUGCGGCCUACGACUCCCGAUUUCAAUCUUGCCCAGCAAGCAAGACCUUCCUCUCCGCCUGAUACACCGAUAACGUCUACUUUCUUCAAUCUGAAGAAUCGACGCAAUGGAAUGAAUUUCUCCCGCAAAAUCUCUACAGACCUGCAUGACGCAAUCAGACCUAAUGGCAAUGGGCCCACGUUCUCCUACAAUCCCUUCCAACCACUGGACUCCGAGCUUUCCCCUCGUUCCUCCUCCCCAGCAUCCUCCAUGCAUUCCUCAUCUUCUUCAGAAGCCGACGACCCUCCCCCUCGAUCACGUAGCCCCUCACCCGGGACGUACCUCACAUCGUCCCCUUCGAAACCCCCAGUCCGUACACGGAUCGUCAGCGAAGGGAAUUUCACUUUGGAGGAAUUUGAUGAAGACGACUACGAGGCCUUCGACUCCGAUGCCGCAUCUAUAAUCAGGCCCUUUCAAUACGAAGAUGCGGAAUCCGAUCGUGCCCGCUCUGUUAAGGAAGGAGACCUCGACCCGGGAAUUUUACAUGGGAUACGAGAUCUGCAUUUCAAUAGUGAUGAAGCGGAAAUGCAGGCUUACCUGGAGAGAAGGAGGGAGGAGAAGAGGAGGAAGAGGAGAAGCUCUGGGAGUGUGCAGAAGCGAAGCUUGGCACAGAGUAUUGGAAGUGAUACCGAUAACGAGGACCUCCAGCCCGUGCUGUUUGAUGCUAAUGAGGCUGGCUCGAGUGCCAGAAGACUCAGGCGGAGAGUUGGGGAGAGGUCUAGUCUGAUAUUUGAUGAUCCUCCGGCUAGGAUCGAGGAGUUGGAGGAGCCAGAAUACUGCGAGGAGGUUUUUGAUGUGCCGAAUGAGGAUCAAGGCCUCAGUCAGUUACCUUAUUAUGAGCAGGUUAUGGAAGUUGAUUCCGAGGAGGAUGAUUGA